GGAACGUUGCAAGUUUGUAGAGCGGCAAUGUUCUCCGACAGGGCUCCGCCUGAGCUAGCCCGAGGAGCCGCUGUCGGGCCAUGGGCAUGCCCUGGGCGCGAGUCACUGGGCGCGACCGAGCUGCGAAGCGACGCGCCCCAUAAACAAUGCUCUUCAACUAUACUUGCUUAUCCUAUCUUACAAAAAAAAACGGUGCAUUUUGAGAACAGAGCAGGGAAGGCGUUGGUUCGCGCGCAGACUGCGCAGGGCCCUCCAUGGCUAGCCUUCUGCGUAUCCACAAUUCCUAUAUAGGAUGAAUGCAAAGGCAGCCUGAAGACCGUAGGCUGCCGAGCGGGGCACCAGCUGCCCACCUUGGCCGCUCGUGUGACUCGCCCGAUUGCCUGAUAUGCCUUGAACUGCUUGGAAUGGACUUCAAGCACCAGCUGGACCGGCGUCGGGCGGUAGCGAAGGCGCUCGGGUUCAUUUCAAGCCCCGACGAGUUCCCGUAUUUGUUCGCACAGCGCCUGAAUGACCGCGACAUGGAGAACACGCGGGAGGGCAGAGUGGUGUGCUGGGGCACGCGCCGACAGCCGCUGGAGCCAUACCUGGACCGCGAGACCGCGCGCACGGUGGCCAUGGUGGACGGCGGCAUCGGCUACGUGCUGGAUGUGCAGGUCCUGGUGUACGAGGGCGGCGGCACCGCGGCCACGCCUGUGAUGCAGGCCGCGGCGGCGGCCAGGGCCGCCAAGAGGGCCGCCAGGAGGGCGCCACAGCUGGCGGCUACUGCGGCUACUGCGGCUGCGGCGGCCAAGGGCGCGGCCGAAGGCGAGGCUGCUGCUCCUGAUGCCGGCGAAUGUGCGGCCCAGGGUGCAGCGGCAGCGGCUGCUGCGGCUGAUGCCGGCGCCGCGGCCGCACGCACACGCAGCCGAGCCCGGGCCCUGGACAAGGCCAGAGCGUCAGGCGCCGCCGCUGUUGCUGAAGUGGACGGCGCUGCCGUGGGCGCUGUGGAUGCCGCUGGUGCCGCGGGCGAGGCGGGUGCUGCGUGCGAGGGCGCCGCGCCUGGUCCGGGGCAUGUGCGGGAGCUGGGCUGUGUGCAGCUGACCUACUGCGACGAUCAGGCGCACCCGGAGCACGGCCGGCUGCUGGUGGAGCAGCUGCUGCGCUGCCUGGACGAGCGCUGCGAGGCGCUGGGGGAGCGAGACGAGCUGCUGCUACUGCCGCUGCCCCUGGCCCCGCCGGCCCCGGCCCCGGCUGUAGCAGCAGCAGGGGCGGCAAGGGCGGAGGCAGCAGGGGCGGCAGGACCAGGGCCAUCCGGCUCCACACCCUUGGCGGGCGCGGGAGCGGGAGCGGCGGCGCCGAGGGUGCCCGAGCGCAACAGGUUCCGGUGGGUGGUGCUGCCUGACACGUGCGCUGAGUGCCACCUGCCCAUUGUGGAGGGAGGAGCCCCCACCGCCAUGUGCGACUGCUGCGACGACUCGGUUCACUGCCACUGCGCCGGACUGCCGCCGGAGGGGCCGGCAGACCUGGAGCAGGCCCGAGCCAACGCCACCGGUGAGCACGGCGAUGUGUUGAUGGACUGGGUCUGCCGCCGCUGCGAGGUGCGUAUGGUGGCACAGGCGGCGGCGGACGCCAAGGCAGCAGCCAAGGCGGCGGCGAAGGCGGCCGCGAAGGCGGCGGCGGGACCGGAGGGCGCCGAGGAGGCGGCAGCGCUGGUAUCCGCGGAGGAGAAGGAGGCGGAGGAGGACGCAGCAAGGGAGAAGGUGGCGAAGGAGAAGGAGAGGGAGGGCGCAGAUGCGGAGAUGGAUGGGGAGGAUGAGGAUCCAGAUGAGGAUCCAGAUGAGGAGUUUGAUCUGCGGCAGGUGCUGCGGCAGGUGCUAGAGGAGGACGUGGAGGCGGAGGAGCCGGAGCAGGAGGAGGGCCUCGAGGAGCAGGAGGAGCAGGAGCCGGAGCAGGAGGAGGGGCAGCAGCCGCAGCCGGUGCAGCAGCAGCCCGCGCCAGAGCAGGAUCAGCAGGAGCAGGAGGAGGGCCUCGAGGAGCAGGAGGAGGAGGGGCAGGAACGGACUCGGUCGCCUUUGCUGGGCUCACCUGCCUUGCAGGAGCCCGAGGCGCUGGCGGCGGACCCGGUGGGUGCGGGGCAGCCGGCGGCGGCGGGUCACGCCGAUGCCGGCGGCGGCGCGGGGGAGGUGGAGGGCGCAUUGGCGCUCCCACACGCGCAGCUCCAAUCAGCGGCAGCCGAGGCCCCUGCUGCAGCCGCUGCGACGGUGGCCGCCGUUGUAGCUGCCGCUGCGGCCGCCCCGGCCGCUGCUGCUAUUGCCGACCCUGCCGCUGCGGCUGCCGCUGCGGCCGGCGCCGGCUGGGACUCGGCGCAGCGGCGCUGGGAGGUGGUGGAGGCGGAGGAGGCGGAGGAGGACGAGCUGGUCAUGCAGGAGCAGCUGUCAUCAUCGCAAUCGGAGGGGGGCGAGCAACGGCAGCAACGGCCGGCGCGGGGGCAGCAGGCCAAGGUGCAGGGGCAGCAGCCGGCGCACGCCGCAGAGGCAGGCAGCCAGCCGCCGGCGCCAGCCGCCGCUGGAGGCGCGGGCGCGCGCAAGCCCCAGCCUGGCGCUGCAGGGGCAGCAGCAGGCACUACUGCGGCUGGCGGGGCAGAGGCUGCAGGUGCCGGUGCUCCUGCCAGUGCUGCGGCGGCGGCGGCGGGCGAGACGGCGACGGCAACGGGAACGGCAGCCGGCAGCAGCAGCGGCAACGCCGGUGGCGAUCCGCAGCAUGGGUCCGGGUCAGGGUCCGGGGCUGGGGAAGCAGCGGCGGAGGCAGUAGCAGCGGCGACCGCAGCAGCCGUGGCGGCUGUGGCGGCGGCUGCAGCCGCCGUAGCGGCGCCGUACGGGGCGGUCCCGCUCGUGCCCUGGGAACCGGCGCCCCCGGAUCCAGAUCCAGCGCAGGCGCAGCAGCAACUGGACGCGUACCACGCCGCCCAGGCGCCCCACAAUCUGGAUCCGAACCAGGAUUCAGUUGCUCGAGCUGAGGAGCUCCUCCAGAUCCAGAUCGCGAUCCAAGAGCAGGACCAGCAGAGCUGGCUGGAAGACCAGCAGUGGAUGGUGCAGGAAGAGCCAGGCGGCGCCGGCGGUGCUUCCGCAAAUGCAGGUUUUGGUGGUGCUGUCGGGCUCGCGGAGGCAGAGGCGGAGGGUCUGGAGGGGGCGCUUGGCGCGGAGACACAGCUGGCGGCUGCUGCGGGGGCAGGGCGGGCGGGGCCGGCGGGAACGGAUGCGGCAGCGCUGCAGCCGCCUCUGCAGCCUGUCGUGCAGGCUUGGGGGCUUCCGGGGCCGGACCUGGCGCAAGAGGCCGGGCUUUCGUGGCUGCACGGCCAGGCGCCGGCACCGGGACAUGCGCAGGCAGGCCCCUUGCAGGCAGGCCCCUCGCAGCCGCAGCCGCCGCAACAGUGCCAGCCGCCGCGCCUGCCCGCGCUGGAGGGCCACCCCCUGUCCUCACCCUCCGCCUCCUCCGCCUCCUCUGCCUCCGAUGACGAUGACGGCUCGGCGCAGGGCGGGCGCAAACGGCGGCGGCGCCGCAACGUGCCGCCGCGGUCUCGCCAGGCGCGGAAGCGCGACCUGCGGCUGGUGGCGGAGGACCUGAUAGAGCGGGUGCUGGCGCGCACCGCCGGCAACAGCGGGGGCGAUGACGAGGAGGAGGAGGACAGCGCCGGCGCGCAGGGUUUGGGCGGGCCGGCUGGCCCGCUGCUGCUGUUCCCGGCGUCGGUGCCGGGCGGCUCCGGCGCGGCGGUGGGGGCGGCGGGCGGGAUGUCGCAGCCUGGCGCGCCGCUGGCACUGGGGCUGACGGCCGCAGGCCUGGCGGCCGCAGGGCUGGUGGCGGCGGCGUACCAGCCUACUGUCGCAGGCACGCAAGCCGCGGGCGCGGCGGCGGGAGCAGGGGGCGCCGGCGCGGGCGGCCGCAGUGGCAGCAGCGAUGGCAGUUACAUCGACAGCGAUGGCGGUGAGCCGGCACGACAGGGCCUGAACACGCGCGCCAGCGCAAGGGUAAGGGCGAGGCAGGUGGCCGCCCAGGCAGCCGGCGAGAAGCAGCGGGAGCCGGAGAAGGGCCGUGGCGCCAAGGGUCGAGACGCCGGCAGCCGGGGGCGCGGGCGCGGGCGAGGCCGAGGCCGCGGCCGCCGCGGCGCGUCUCGUGCGGCGGCAGCCGUGUCUGACGAGGAGGUGGGGGCGGUGGAGGUGACGGAGGAGGAGGGGGCCGCUCCCGGUCCCCCCUCGGCCGCCGCGCCGCCGGCCCUGACGGCUGCAGGCGCUGCAGGCGGGCCGGGCACCGGUGCGGCACUGGCGGCCGCGCCUGCGGCCCCGAUUGCGCCUGCGGCCGCCACCGUGACUGCCACUGCCACUGCCAGCAUCGGCCACGGCAGCGCGGCCGCGCCUGCGCCUGCGCCUGCGCCUGCGCCUGCGCCUGCGCCUGCGCCUGCGCCUGCGCCUGCGCCUGCGCCUGCGCCUGCGCCUGCGCCUGCGCCUGCGCCUGCGCCUGCGCCUGCGCCUGCACCUGCACUGGCGCCUGCGCCUACCGCUGUGCCUGGCAGUCCGGGCGGUGUGGCACGGGGCCGCGGGCGCCUAGUGAUGCUGGGCUCCCCCGCCCGCGGCAUGACCUCCGCCAACACGGCUGCAGCCUGCACAGCCACGGGUGCACCACAGCCGCAGAGGCUGCCGCCGCCGCCGCCUGACGCGUACGAGCUGCUGGAUGCGGAGGACGGCGCCGAGGCCGAGCAGCGGCGGGUGGGCCAGGAGGGGCAGGAGGGGCAGGAGGGGCAGGAGGGGCAGGAGGGGCAGGGGCAGCUGCAGCAGCAGCAGGGCGAGGAGGCGGCCAGGGGAGCGGUGGCAGGCGGCUCAGCGUCUGCAACCGGCGCCGCUGUAGGGAGGGAGGCAGCGGCACAGGCGGCGGCUCAGGCACAGCAGGCCUCAGCGGGCGGCCCCGGGCCCAGUGGAAGCGGCUGUGUGGAGGCGCGCCGCUUUGGGCGGCCGCCGCGAUGGCCACCGCUGGGUGAGGCCGUGACCGCAACCGCGCGCACCAGCGCGGCGCCCCUGCCCCGCACCGCCAUCGCCGCCGCUGCUGCCGGUGCUACUGCGGCGUCGGCUGAUGCCACGGCGGCCCGCGCUGCCAAGCGCCGCCACGCAAUGGAAGCAGCCGGGCCGGAGCCGCUGGCAAAAGCUCCGACGCCGCCGGGGCGACAGCGGCGGGGCGGGGGGCAGCAGGCGUCGGCUGAGGCAGCCGAUGCCCAUGUGCUUGCCGCGCGUGCAGAGGCAACCACAGCAGCGGCCCCGGCGGCCACGGCAACGAUGGUGAUGGUUCCACAGCAGCCGCGGCCUCUGCCUCGGCAGCAGCCGCCCCAGCCUCAGCCCCAGCCCCAGCCCCAGCCUGAGCCCCAGCAACAACGGCAGCCGCAGCCUCCGCCGCCGCAGCAGCAGGCGCGAGCUCCACCCCAGCACGGUGGUGUUGAUGCCGGCGACGAUGAUGUCGUGUUCGUGAAGGAGGUGGUGGAGACGGGCGUCAGGCAGCAGCCGGGGGCCGCUGGUGGCGCGGCAGCCGGCGGUGCCGCAGGUGGCGCGGCUGUUAGGCCGACCCGCCGUCUGACGGGCCCGGCGGCUGGUGCUUCAGCUGGCGCUCCGGCCGGUGGGGCCGCCGGCGGCGCAGUUGAUGGCGGUCCGGCCGGUGGUGCGGCUGGCGGCGCAGUUGUGGGUGCGGCUGGCGGUCCGGCCGGUGGUGCGGCUGGCGGCCCGGCGUGGCUGCAGCCGCAGCAGCCUCCGUCACUGCAGCCUCCUGCGUCACGGCCGCCUGGUCACCCGGCCCCACACGGCAUUGCGCCUGGCGCGGCAGCGGCAGCCGCACAAAGCAACACAGCAGCGGGGGGAGCGCCUCCAGCCGUCGCCCGUGUGGCGGCGCCAGGGUUAGGAGCCGCGGCUGGCAGGGCGGCAGCUGCGGCCGAGCCCGCCCGAGUAGAGCCGGUGGCGGCGGCUGGUACUGCGGCCGUGGCGCGGCAACAAGCAGCUGCAACAAGAGCCACGGAGUGUGCACCUUCGGUGCUAGCGGCAGCACCGGCCGCACCGGCAGCAGCCCCAGCACCGAGCGCGCGACCGCUGCCGCAGCAGGCCCCCCUGGGCCCCUCGGGCUCGGCUCUCGGCUCUCAGCCGGGCGGCCGCGGCCGGCUGCUGCGCCCGCGUGCUGGUGCGGCUGCGGAGGCGGCAGCGGCCGGUGGAGGCGAGCAGGCGGCUGCGGGUGGUCCGCCCCGCACCGUGGCCGAGGCCGUAAACACUGGGGGCAGCUCCGCCGCCGCCGGGCCCGCCCUUGCCGCCGUGGCCGGUGUCGCUGCGAAGGCUGGGAGCUCCGCCGGCGCUGGUCUGGGCAACGCCGCUGCCGGGCCCGGCUCUGCCGCCGCUGCCCCCGCCGGCGCUGCCGCCCCUGCCGCAGGUGCGGCUGCCCCUGCCCCUGCGGCCGCCCCCGCCGCCGCUGCCCCCGCCGCCGCUGCCUCACCUGCCGCCGCUGGGGCCGCCCGUGCUUCUGCGGCCGCACCUGCCGCUGGGGCCGCGGGCCGCCGCCCCGCCGCGCACCCACCCAUUCCGCCGGCCGGCCCCGGGCGCCUGUCCUCCUGGCUGGCCAUCAACCAGCGGCGGCUGGUAGACUAUGAGAUGGCGGCGGCGGUUUGGAUCCAGGAUGAACUCAACCACCCGCAUCCCGUGGGGCCGGCCAUGGCGGCGGGCGACGUCGCCGCCGCCGCGGCGGACGCCGUUGAGCAGCUUGAGGCCGCAGCCGCAGCCGUGGACGUGGUCGUGGGCGCGGCCGCGGCCGCGGCGGGCCAUGGCAACGCUGAUGUCAAUGCUGCAGGUGCUGCAGGCGACGCCGCCGCUGGGGCCAAUGCUGCCGCGGGUGCUGCCGCCGGCGACACUGCCGCGCCAGCGGCGGCAGGUUCCGCCGCCCCCCUGCAGCAGCCGCAGCAGCAGCAGCAGGCUGUGGGGCAACAGCCACAGGCCGAGGGCCAGCAGCAGGCCGACGGGCCCCAACCGCCGCAAGCGGAGCAGGAGGCACAGGAGCAGGAGCGGGAUGACGAGCAGGAGGAAGUGCAGGGAGAGCAGGCGCGGGAGGACUACUAUGACGACAGGUAUCCGGCCGACCCGCUAGCCCUGGCGCGCCUGGUCGCUGCCGGCCGCCUGCCCCCGCUGCCGCGCGCCGCCACCGUCCGCCAGCGCCUGCGCCUCAUGGCUCGGAUGGCGGCGGCGGCGCGCGCCUGCGCCGACACGGCCGGCGCCGCCACGCGGACCUGCGAGCGCUACGCCGGUGCCGCCGUGCUGCACACCGCCGCCAAGGCCGCCGAGGCGGAUGCGCUGGACCGGGUGCUGGUGCGGCUGGAGCGGGCGCAGCGGCGCGCCGGCGGCCAGGACACGCCGGCGGCGGCGGCGGCGCUCCGGUGCGCGGUGGCGGAGGCGGCGGAGCUGGGGCUGGUGCUGCGGACCGAGGGCGACGCGGCGGCGGGGUUGCGGCGGGCGGUGGCGGCGGCACUUUCGGAGACGGCGACGCUGCAGUCUGCGGCGUCGAAGGCGCGCAUUGCGCUGAUGCGGCUGGAGGACCCAAACACCCCGGAGGACACCCUGGCGUGCUGGAGCGCGGUGCGGCUGGCUGCGUCGGCGGCGGUGGCGGCACUGGUGUGGUCCCAUGCGCGCAACUGCCGGCCGCAGGGCGAGGGUGACGUUGGCGCGCCGGGCGGCAGCAACGAUGCGGCGCCGCGGGGCGUACGGCCGCAGUCGCAGCCGCCGCCGGGGGUCACGCCGCAGCACUGGAUGCUGGCACCCACGUUCUACCGUUUGCCGGUUGCGGAGGUGCAGCGCUACUGCGACGUGCUGCUGCAGGACCGCCUGGGUAGGCUGUGGGUGGACACCGCCGCAGCCGACCGCGCAGAGCAGGAGCGGCGGCGGCAGCAGCAGGAGGCGCAGCACCUCGGCGCGCAGCCGCAGCCUGAGGCUGCUGCCGCCGCCGCUCCCGGAGCCGCCGCCGUUCCGGGUGCCGGUGCCGCUGCACCUGACGCUGCCGUGCCCGGAGCCGCAGCUGGUACUCCCGGCGCCGCUGCCGGUCCCGCAGCUGCUGGUGUUGCCAACGCUCCCGAAGCCGCUUCCAACGCCGCUCCGGAAGCCGCCCUCGAAGCCGCUUCCGGCCCCGCCACAGCUCCGGGCGCCGCCGCAGCCGAGCCCCGCGGCGGGCCCUUCGUCCCGCCCCCUCCAAUGCGACUGCUGCAGCCGCCCGCGCCCAAUACGCCUGAGCGCUGGGUCCACGCGCACUCCUUCGCGCGGCACGUGGAGCGCAGCGUCCUGUCUCUGCUGCGCUUCGAUGCCGCCCUGCGCCGCGGCGACUUCGCCUCACAUGGAUUCCCGGCGAUCCCGCCGGCUGCACCCCCCGUGCCGGGUGCCGCGGCGGCCGCAGAUGCCCCAGCCGCCGUGGCCAGCCCGGCGGCCGCGCCCGCCGCAGCCACUGCGCAGGGGGCCCCGGCUGAGGCGGCGGCGGCAGGUGCUGACGGCGGCGCCGGCCCUAGCGGCAGCGGUUGCGCGGCGGGUGGCAGACCUGCCAGUGGGCCCGAUGGCGCGUUGGGCGCGGCGGCGCCCCGGGUGCACCCGCAGCAGCAGGCGGCGGGCGCGGCCGCACGGACCCUGCCUGCUGCUGGCCGGCAGGUCGGGCCCAACGCUGCAGGCACGUCUGCCCGCACCUCAGUGGGCGUGGCCUCCGGUGCGACCGUGGCCCCCGCUGCGGCUGCGGCUGCGGCUGCUUCGGUGGCUGUUGCCGCAGGCGCGGCACCGGCGCCGGCUGCUGCCGGCCCUGCUGCAACCCGGAAGCGGCGGGCUGAGGACACGGGCUUGGCCGCCUCAUCGCAGGCAGCACAGCCGCGGGCGUGGAAGCAGCAGCAGCAGCAGCAGCAGGAGAAACAGCAGGAGAAACAGCAGGAGAAACAGCAGCCGGAAAGGGGCCAGCGGGUGUCGCCGCGGUCACAGCCCAUCGGUGCCGGCGGCCGCAACGGCGCAGGGGCUGGCGCGGCUGCCGGGGCCGGGCUAAAGCGGCCCAGGGGCGAGGGAGGCGGCGCGGCAGGAGGUCCCUCAGGGCCGCACGAGCGGCGCGGUGCGGGCGGCGGGAAGGCCGGGGCCAGGGCGGGCGGCGGGGCAGGCAGCGCAGGCGGUGGGAGCCGGGCUGGGGCGGGCGUCCGGGGGGCCACUGGUGAGGGAGCCAUGGUUGCCCUGGCAGCAGCGGCGGCGGUCAUGACGGCUGCGGACGUGGCGGAUGAGGCGCCCGAGGCGAGGGCGGCAGCAGAGGCGGCAGAGGCGGCGACUUGAGGGGCAGGGGCCGCGGGCGGGGCUGCAGAGGCGGCAGGGCCAAGGGCAGGACCGUCGGGAGGGGCUGCGGGUUGCGGGGGCGGGCGGUGGCUGAUAUGAAGCACGCGUCCUGCCGCCACUGGGACGCCUGAGAUGCAGCCUACGACGAGCUACAUCAGCCACGCCGUCAAAUGCGGGGGCUGCCAGCAGCGGGCGCGGCUAACAGCACGCAUUUUUCUUGAUCCUUUGUUGGUCACCGGCAUCUUCGGACCGUUGCCUACAGGUGUGGUAGGUAGAGCUAGAUGGUAUUUUCGGUGCGCAGAUGUGGCCGAUGAAGUUGCCGGCAUACGUAUCACGAUGUGCGUAUUGCGCCAAUGCAACCCACUGCAUGUGCCAGGGAAGUGGUUGACUCAAAAGUAUAGUAGCACCAGGUCAGAUCAUUCGGCAGUGUUGGGGAGCACAAUCGAAGGAAUCACGUUAGACUGUGUACACAGUGCGGUGCGACGUCAGAACUGCCGCCAAUGUGUGUUGACACAGUAGGCGCCAGCACUUUCCAUUCUGUCGCACAGCCAUAUUGCAGGCAGGGGCAUGCAUUGCAGGCAGCUCUAGUUACUUGGUUUAGGGCUAUGAGUGAAUUGCGGGCUGUGUCUCAAUAGCGGGUAGCAUAUCCAUUCCUGUAGCAGGAUAGUAAGGUCGAUUGCAACCCUCAUUGCAUUGAAGCUGAGUGGCUAGAUUCUAUUGACAUUUACGGUGGGCACGGGCAAUCCACAGAUUGUCCGACCGUAUCCCUAUGUAAUUUUAAGCUGUU
Chlamydomonas reinhardtii is the source of this 10116-nucleotide messenger RNA. RefSeq lists its product as uncharacterized. The record is from RefSeq and is a predicted model, not a curated record. NCBI's taxonomy places the organism in Eukaryota, Viridiplantae, Chlorophyta, Chlorophyceae, Chlamydomonadales, Chlamydomonadaceae. The transcript has 10 exons. The coding region runs from base 405 to 9329 and encodes 2974 amino acids.